This is a messenger RNA of Heteronotia binoei (common prickly gecko), 763 nucleotides long. It is a transcript of the gene TMEM182, whose product is annotated as transmembrane protein 182. The transcript is spliced from 5 exons. Lineage: Eukaryota; Metazoa; Chordata; Lepidosauria; Squamata; Gekkonidae. The record is from RefSeq and is a predicted model, not a curated record. Gene Ontology annotation, cellular component: membrane. The coding region runs from base 42 to 740 and encodes 232 amino acids.
UAUAAUUGUAAAUAGAUCACCCUUUUUAAAAAAAAUCCACAAUGAAAUUGAGUGUUGCAAUCUUUUUUGGAGGUCUGUUUGGUGCUUUGGGGAUUUUGUUAUUUUUGGUUGCUUUUGGAACGGAUUACUGGCUUCUUGUUACUGAAGUUGGAAGGUGUUCAGACAGUUUGAAUGACACCAGGGAAGAGAUUACUUACCACCAUGAAGGUUUUUUCUGGAGAUGCUGGUUCGCUAGUGGCAUAGAUGAGAAUACUAAUAGUAUUUGGAAAUUCUGGUACACUAACCAGGCAGCCUCAAAAAACUGCACCCAUGCCUAUCUCUCUCCAUUUCCUUUCUUCCGAGAUGAACACAAUUCAACUGCCUAUGACUCAGCAAUUAUUUAUCGUGGUUUCUGGUCAGUUCUCCUGCUUCUGGGAGUGGUAACAGCGGUCUUUGCUAGUUUCUUCAUCAUCUGUGCUGCUCCUUUUGGCAGUCAUGUACUCUACAAAGUGGGGGGAGGAUUUUUCAUUUCUGCAGGCAUCUUGUUCACAUUGGUGGUUGUGAUGUAUGUCAUCUGGCUCCAGGCAAUGGCUGAUCUCGACAACUAUGUGACGAUAAAGAAAACAGACUGUCCAGAAUUUACUAUCUAUGUACGCUACGGGUGGUCUUUUAUUUUGGCCCCAGUGGGCAUAUUUUUUGCUGUGUUUUCAGGAAUGUUGUUCCUAUUGGUAGGACGUACAAUUUACCUGCACUCUAAUUAAUCCAUCACCAAGCAUUUGAAUGA